Molecule: messenger RNA, 1242 nt
Organism: Astyanax mexicanus (Mexican tetra)
Lineage: Eukaryota; Metazoa; Chordata; Actinopteri; Characiformes; Acestrorhamphidae
Gene: ppa1b
Product: inorganic pyrophosphatase 1b
Exons: 11
Coding region: 94-966 (290 amino acids)
Biological process (GO): phosphate-containing compound metabolic process
Cellular component (GO): cytoplasm
Molecular function (GO): inorganic diphosphate phosphatase activity; magnesium ion binding
Source: RefSeq, a predicted model, not a curated record
AAGUGCGCAUGUCUGUUUCAAACUCUUCACUCUUCAUACGUCAUUCAACUGAAGUAUCCCUCGCCUGAAGUGUACCGGAGAGAAACUGCAGCCAUGAGCUUCUCAACUGAAGAGAGAGGAAACCCGAAUACUCUGAGUUACAGGGUGUUUUACAAGAACUCGGAUGGGAAAUACAUUUCACCUUUCCAUGAUAUUCCCAUGUAUGCAGAUGAAGCUCAGAACGUUUUCCACAUGGUUGUUGAAGUACCCCGAUGGACAAAUGCAAAAAUGGAGAUUGCCACGAAAGACCCUCUCAACCCAAUAAAGCAGGAUGUCAAGAAGGGCAAUUUGCGCUACGUGGCAAAUGUCUUCCCACACAAAGGCUACAUCUGGAACUAUGGUGCAAUCCCUCAGACAUGGGAGGACCCUGGCCACAAAGACUGUGAUACUGGAUGCUGUGGUGAUAAUGACCCAAUUGAUGUCUGUGAAAUUGGCAGCAAGAUUUGCUCUCGAGGAGAUGUUAUUAAAGUGAAAGUCUUGGGUGUGUUGGCGAUGAUCGAUGAAGGCGAAACUGACUGGAAGGUUAUUGCAAUCAAUGUUGAUGACCCAGAAGCAAAGAACUUGAAUGAUAUUGGUGAUGUUCAAAAACUCAAGCCAGGCUACUUGGAAGCCACUGUGGACUGGUUUAGACGGUACAAGGUGCCAGAUGGAAAGCCUGAAAACCAGUUUGCUUUUAAUGGAGAGUUCAAGGACAAGGAUUUUGCCAUUAAGACUAUCAAAAGCACCCAUGAGUUCUGGAAAGCACUUAUCUCACAACAGACCAAGGCAGGAGAGCUGAACUGUAAAAACACUUGCGUGUCAGAGGCAGGUAGUGUGUUCUGCUUUUCACCGGAGGAAGCCAAAGCAGUUGUUGAUAGUACUUCUCCUUGUGGGGAUGCAGGGUCCGUUCCAGACUCAGUUGACAAAUGGUUUUAUUAUGAGAAAUGAUGACGGAACAAUAGGAACAAAACAACAUGGAUGGACCAGUCUGUUCUCCUUUGUUUAGAGUAUGUAUGCAUAGGCAGGAAAGGGUAAUUUACAGGUUGUAGGAAAUGUCAUAGUAUCCGUAUGAUGUUAACAUAUGUCUCAUGUUAGAUUUUCAUUUAUUUAAUCAUGGUGUCAUUAGAUACUGUAUGCUGUUUAACAGAUAAAAACAGUGAAAUCAACAGUCUGGUCAAACUCAGGUACUGUAUGGUUGCUUUAAUAAAGCUUUUUUCUGUUGGA